Molecule: messenger RNA, 1368 nt
Organism: Aphanomyces astaci
Lineage: Eukaryota; Oomycota; Saprolegniomycetes; Saprolegniales; Verrucalvaceae
Exons: 6
Coding region: 69-1235 (388 amino acids)
Source: RefSeq, a predicted model, not a curated record
GAACCGACGCGGUUCACUGUUUACUACUCGAGUACUUCGAAGAAAGUACUCGGACUAGUAAGCUUAGUAUGUCGGACAUUGAAUACGACGAUGACUUCGAUGCCGACGCAAGCACGAGUCCAACUAAGCUACUAGUGGCCGUGGAACCACCAGCCCAUUCAUUAGCAGAACAUAGCUAUGGGUACUCCACCGAUGACUUCGACGCAAGUGUUGGCGACGAUGGCAAACCUCCGCGUGACGACAACGCUAUGCCCGCUGCUCCUCAACACCACGACGCACCAUCCAUUUCGACCGCGCCAUUGCCGACUGCGCAUGCACAUACCGAAGAUUCAGACCAGAACAUGGACACGUAUUCCACCGACCCAAGUGAAACCCACAUGGACCAACCAGCAAAAACAGUGGCCCCAACCACAGUCAUCGACAUGAGCGUCGACUACGCACGAAGUUCGUUUGAUGACGACCACGCAGUCCAGAGAGAAAAUCUUGCGGUAUAUCGACGGGGCAAUGUCUUUCCAGAUCAUAUCGACGCUGCAAGCUCCCCCUACGUGCCAACAAUCGACCUCGUUGUACCUUCCGCUUCCAAACCACCUCCGUUGGAGCCUCCAAUGCCAUUCGCGCUCCCAAAUCAUGUGACCGCAAUGCAAUCAACCUUGGAAUCGCACAGCCAGCCACGUCCUGCAGUGGACGACACGUUGCACAUUAUUCCGAAACAAGGACAUCCGCUGCACGAAAUAUUUGACACCUUGGCAAACAUCGAAAGAGCAAAGCCACCACAUGCCAAUCACGCCCCCAACCUCAGCACUUCCGCGCCCCACUCGACCAACACUCGUCGGAGCAAGGGCAAACGACAUAGCAACGAUGACUUGCUUUGCCAUCUCGUCAUGUCGCUCGCAGCACAGCCAAAGCCCCGCCUUGUCGACAAGGCCACCGUGGCUACGCAAACGGUCGCGCCAACCUCCAAUACUGACAUUCCACCGGUGAAGGGGACUGUGGAUCCGGCAAUCGCCAUGGCGUUCAAUGAGCAGUACAUCCAGUUCAUUCAGCACUUGGCACAGAAAGGCCGCAGUGUCAACCAGCUUCCCCCUCGCGAGGCGGACGCUGCGACUCUAGGUAUGCACCGUGUAGAGAACGCUUUGCACGCGACCGUGUGCCAAGUGUUUUCGAAUCCGAAAAUGAUUGCCACGAUCCGUGAUAUUGUGUUCCAGAAAUUGCAACACCCCAACUCGUCAGCUUGACGUUGUCUGCUGCCCUCCAUGAAUUAUUAACGUCAAGUUGCCUCUUGGUAUUGACAUGACGUACUAUUACUGAAGUAAUACGUAUAGUACUAUAUUAAUAGUAAUCGUUUAUUAUAAAAUUAAAACAGCUCCC